AUGCGGGGACUGACGGCGGCGUUUACGCAGCGUGAUCUUCAACAUGGGCCUUUCAUAUUUCGAUUGACGGAUCUCCACCCGAGUAAUAUCUUCGCGGACGAACAGUGUAACAUCAAGGCAGUUGUUGAUCUUGAAUGGAGCUGCUCCUUGCCAAUCGAAACGCAACACCCACCGUUCUGGCUAAGCGGACACGAACUCGAUGAGAUGGAGGGAGAGAAUGUUGCAGACUUUGAUCGCACAUGCAACGAAUUUCUCGACAUAUUUGAACAAGAGGACAGAUUUGGGGAACGCGACUCUACACUGGAGCCUGGCUUUUGUACCACAGUAAUGAGAGCUGCUCUGGAGAAGAAGAUGCAUUGGUAUUGGAGCAGCUUGAACGAGCCAAGAGGCAUGUACAAUCUGUUCAUGGACAACAUACAACCAAUGUUCGCCCCCUCACAUUCAGAAAGGGGGCAAGCAACCCGAUUUCAGCAAACCAUCGCGCCAUACUGGUCCACUGCUUCUUCCGCCUUUAUCGAGGACAAGGUCCGCGAUCUGAAAGACUAUCGAGAGCGAGUGCGGGCAAAGAAGCAGGAGUAUUCUGGGCUGUGCCCGUGA
Messenger RNA from Fonsecaea monophora, 597 nucleotides. RefSeq lists its product as hypothetical. NCBI's taxonomy places the organism in Eukaryota, Fungi, Ascomycota, Eurotiomycetes, Chaetothyriales, Herpotrichiellaceae. The record is from RefSeq and is a predicted model, not a curated record. The transcript has a single exon. The coding region runs from base 1 to 597 and encodes 198 amino acids.